AUGGUAACGGGACACAUGUUCUCCCGCAACGCCACCACCAUGGAACCUGGGGACCUCGCCAUUAUCCCUCCUCCAUUGCAAAAGGGCUUGGAUUUGCCACUUCAUUUCACUUAUAAGGGAUGUGCCAAGUACAAUGAAUGUCUCGACGGCUAUUAUAGUUUGACUUCCGCAAAUACUAAAUCCUUCCAGGUGAAAAUUGAAUGCUGCCACACUGAUGAGUGUAACGCACAAGAUCUCCAUUUGCCAGAUCGUAACAGUCAACCACUUAAUGGGGUUCAAUGCCCAGUCUGCUUUGCAGAAGAUGCAGAUUAUUGCGACAGCCAGGGGAAAACCAUCCAAUGCCGUGGCAUUGAGAAUGAAUGUGUUGAUUAUACCCUUGACUUCAGUCCACUUGGAUUACAUCCCAUGACCUUUACAGCAAAAGGAUGUGCAAACAGCCAAGUAUGUUCCUUCCCCACUGGAAAUACAACAGUAGCUAAUGGUUUGGUGAAAUUAAUGAUCUACCAACUGCAAUGCCAAGGUGUCAAGGGAUCAUCCAAGCAGCCCAAAGAUGAGAUGUAGAUGGAAAAGAACAA
Molecule: messenger RNA, 575 nt
Organism: Elgaria multicarinata webbii
Lineage: Eukaryota; Metazoa; Chordata; Lepidosauria; Squamata; Anguidae
Product: phospholipase A2 inhibitor and Ly6/PLAUR domain-containing protein-like
Exons: 4
Coding region: 1-561 (186 amino acids)
Source: RefSeq, a predicted model, not a curated record